AUGAGUACACCCCUUAUAACUCAGCAUAAGAAUCCAGAUGAAGAAGAGGAUCUUGCCGAUGGCAGUGUCUACAGAAGCUUAGUAGGAGGUUUGCUGUACCUAACUGCUACUCGACCUGAUCUGAUGUUUUCUGCUUCCUACUUAUCCAGGUAUUUGAAAGAACCAAAAUUUUCUCAUCUCAAGGAUGCCAAAAGAGUUCUGAGAUAUAUUAAAGGAACAAUCGGUAUAGGGCUAAUGUUCAACGCAGUGAAGGAAUCUAAACUGAUUGGUCAUUCGGAUAGUAACUGGGGAGGAUGCAAAGAGAAUCUAAAAUCUACAACAGGCUAUUGUUUUAGCAUUGGAUCAGUUGUUUUUACAUGA
Messenger RNA from Eutrema salsugineum, 360 nucleotides. RefSeq lists its product as uncharacterized. NCBI's taxonomy places the organism in Eukaryota, Viridiplantae, Streptophyta, Magnoliopsida, Brassicales, Brassicaceae. The transcript has a single exon. The record is from RefSeq and is a predicted model, not a curated record. The coding region runs from base 1 to 360 and encodes 119 amino acids.